Portunus trituberculatus (swimming crab) is the source of this 601-nucleotide messenger RNA. RefSeq lists its product as uncharacterized. The record is from RefSeq and is a predicted model, not a curated record. Gene Ontology annotation, molecular function: nucleic acid binding. The transcript has a single exon. NCBI's taxonomy places the organism in Eukaryota, Metazoa, Arthropoda, Malacostraca, Decapoda, Portunidae. The coding region runs from base 1 to 531 and encodes 176 amino acids.
AUGUCCAAAUGGUGGGUAGACAGCACGGCAGAGAAGGCAACGGGAGUGAGGGUGCCCACAGGGAAGAGUUCCCGCUUGAUUUUGCUUCACGCAGGAACGAGAGAUGGAUUUGUCCCUGGAGCAACCCUCGUUUUCCAAGCAAAGAAGAAUGUUGGUGAUUACCAUGAGCAAAUGAAUGCGGACACCUUUGAGAAGUGGUUUAAGUCCCAACUACUGCCCAACAUUCCAUCCUCUUCAGUCAUAGUGAUGGAUAAUGCAUCCUAUCACUCAAGGAAAGUGGAUAAGCCACCAACUACUGCAAACAAGAAAGCAGAGAUCCAAGAAUGGCUGGAGAAGAAGGGUGUUGCAGUGCCAGACGGUCUACUUAAGACUCAACUCCUGCAUCUUGUCACUCGCCACACUGCAGCCGCUCACACACAAUAUGUCAUUGAUAAGACUGCCUCAGAACAUGGGCAUAAGGUUGUACGCUUACCCCCAUACCACUGCAACUAUAACCCAAUAGAACUGAUUUGGGCACAGGUUAAAGGUUAAUAUGUGGCAAAGAGAAACACCUUUAAGAUUGCAGACCUGAAGCCACUCGUCCAGGAGAGUCUCAACAGCA